Molecule: messenger RNA, 1679 nt
Organism: Schistocerca gregaria
Lineage: Eukaryota; Metazoa; Arthropoda; Insecta; Orthoptera; Acrididae
Exons: 6
Coding region: 28-1197 (389 amino acids)
Biological process (GO): protein import into peroxisome membrane
Cellular component (GO): peroxisomal membrane
Molecular function (GO): protein-macromolecule adaptor activity
Source: RefSeq, a predicted model, not a curated record
UACUGUGGCCUUUCCGUGCCCGCACCAAUGCAAUGCGUUUCGUGGAUCGGGAGGCACAAGAUCCGGGCGGCGGCGCUCGGGCUCGCGCUUGGGGCCUGGAUUUAUUCCACGUGCCGCAGGCGGCAAAUAGAAACUUCGGACGACCAAGACCGUUUACUUGCCUUUUUAAACGACUCCCACAAGUCCGCGGGUGAGGCUAUGCGCUCGUUCGUGCCCCUGCUGAAAUCCAAAAUCGAGACGCUAAUUCCAAUCUCAAAAAUGGUCUCGAGACUGAAGACGUCCAGUCUGGACUCUGCAGAAAAACACCGAGCUUGGGAGGAUUUGAAGCUAAACACCUUCGAGUCGACUCUGCUCUUUGUGUGCAGCCUGGCCGCCAUCUCGACCGUUCUGUGCACGACCGUCAGCGUCGUGGCGAAGUACAUGCUUAGGGCAGCCCAGUGCAAGCAGCACGACGUCUCCCUAUUCUCAGUGUUCUCCGAAGUCCUGGCGGGCAAAAAUUCGGCCGACUCCGAAAAACACGACGACAACGUGGAAUUUCUUGUUAAUGAGAGAAAUGCAGAAAUGCUCUCGUUUGUGACCAUCGAUAGCAACACAAAAAAAAGAGUGUUGGUUUUAACGGACCACUACCUGAAAGUUGGCAUGUCUGAGCUUCUAGCGGAUAUACGGUCCGCUUGUCGCAAGUCGACCAUGUUUGCACUAAAAGAUAAGGUAAGUUCUGAACAGGCCCUGCAAAAGCUCCGCGACUUGGAAUCUCUCGUCACUCGCGAGGUCUUCGGCGUGGAAGACCCGUCGACGUGCCCACGUCCAGACCGUUUCGAGAAGCUACAAAAAUUCCUGUUGCCUCCAGAAACGGCCGAAUCUGGCUACCUUCGUCAGUCCCAAGACGCUCUGUUCGAGCACAUCAGCGAAGAAGACAAAUACGGACUAAUCAUGAACGAAGUCCGAACCAUCAUGGAAAGCGAGCACUUUCUCCGCUUCUUUCUCAGUCAACUGCACGUCGCCUUCUCGAUCACGCUGUCGAGUUUGCGUUCAAAACUGGAAAAAGCCGGCGCGGAAUCUGGCAUCUCGGUCGCCAAGCUAAUUCCGAUUCUAAGCAACCUCUUCUCGACGUCGCGCGGGGAACUCGCGGACAACAUCGCCGUGGAACUAUUCAAAGAAUCGGACUUGAAAGGAUUCAUGCAAAAACACAUUUCGUAAAAACUUCGACGCGCGCGCCGUUCGUCGGCCUCUGUUUCUCGUACGACGCUUGAAACAAAAUGCGCUCGAGCGUAAAAAAAAAAAAUGUAGAAAAGGGGGAAAAAAAUCCGACCGAUUUAGUGUUUCGAAUGAGUUGGCUAAGAAACUUUGUCCCCAACAACGGCUCCUUGAGCGACUUUAUGGCCAUCCUGCCUAAACUCGGCAAACUGAAAGACAAAAUGGUGGACAUCAAAGGACACGGAAAAUCAGCAAAUGGAUUGGUCAAAGCAAUCACUCAAAAAAACAUAGACAUGUCCUCGAAACUUCUGUCGGUCAAAAUAGACCCGAAAAUCAUUGACCCGAAAAAAAUAGACAGCCUGGAAACGUCCAUCACGGAGGCCGUCAAUGACGCCAUGAUAAAUGAAAACGAAGCACUAAAAGAAGUCAUAAAAGAACUGAAGUUGGACUCGACAAAAUAAUAAAGCCUCUAUUGUCGACCAACG